Molecule: messenger RNA, 288 nt
Organism: Haemonchus placei
Lineage: Eukaryota; Metazoa; Nematoda; Chromadorea; Rhabditida; Trichostrongylidae
Source: the annotation of a GenBank genome assembly
AUGGGUGUUGAUUAUAGGCAGCUGGCAGCCGGAUGUGAUAUGACACUUGGAAAUGGACAAUUUGAUUGGAAUGCCAAUGAGACGGAGAUUCCGUACAAUGUCGACCUUGCAUGUGAAUGCAAGCCCACAUUGGUCUGGAACUGUUCAGUGGAGGAUUACCCGCUAGACGAGAUUCCAACAGUCACACUCAACACAACAAUGCACCUGUGGGAUAUGUCGUAUCGGAACAUUUCCCAGUUGAGAAUGGCGACUCGAUGGUGGGGUAAUGGCACCAUGCUUGAUGUGUGA